Apis dorsata (giant honeybee) is the source of this 2597-nucleotide messenger RNA. Its product is annotated as protein RUFY3-like. The transcript has 9 exons. Gene Ontology annotation, cellular component: cytoplasm. NCBI's taxonomy places the organism in Eukaryota, Metazoa, Arthropoda, Insecta, Hymenoptera, Apidae. The record is from RefSeq and is a predicted model, not a curated record. The coding region runs from base 755 to 2596 and encodes 613 amino acids.
AUAUUACUUUACGCCGGCGACACACCAUUUUCGUCGUAAAAAUUUUCGCGAGCAAUCGACACACUUCAUACGCGAUUUUCCUCGGCAGUGAAUCAGUCUCUUCCACGUUAAACUCUUAAGAAGCCAAUUGACACGAAGUUACAGCUACAAUGUAGCUCUAAAACCGAAACGCGAACGCGAUUGUUUUUUCCGCUUCAGCAAAGAUUUCUUUUCACCGCUUUUACCGCAGUGUCUAUAUUUCAUUUUCUCCAUAACACGAAUUUAACACUUAACAAUUUAACGAUACCCGUAUCGAACGAACAUCGCGAAUUACUUCUUAAAAUUUCUUAAAAACAAUUGCUAUUCGUGUAAAUAUAAAACAGUGGUCAAUAAUUAAAUACAUAAUCAUCAUUAUUCGAUAUAUCAACCAAAAUUACCAAUGAAAACGCGUCGAGUCAGCUGAUUGAAAUUCUCAAGAGCAACCAAAACCAACAUCUCUACCAAGAAAUAAUCGAAUUGGGACAUCGUAGUGGCAAGAAAGACGAUAUAAUAAAAUAAAGUAAUCAAACAACUCCGAUCACAGAACUCGAAUCAAAAUAUUAUUAUUCUUUUCCGAGAGAAAUCGAAUAUUUUUUGGAAAGUUAUAUAAAAAGGAGAAAAAAGAAACGUUCGCUGGGGGCGAUCGAUAACGAGAAGAGACCAGUUCCAGUUAACCCAAACACAAGUACUCCGUGUACGGAGCGGCUUAAAGGGACCCAUUGUUACGAUUUCUUCUAUGCGGCAAGAAUCCCAGAACGGUCUGAAGAUCAGACCAGCGGGUGACCACGGUGUGCAUCACGGUGGUGUCAUGCUUGAGGAAGACAUGGCUGGCGCCCAGGAUACUAUAUACCUGUGCAACUUCCGUGUAUCGGUGGACGGCGAGUGGCUGUGCCUGAAAGAGCUUCAGGAUGUCGAGUUCUCGUUGCACGACUCGAUUCAACGAUCCCCCUCACCACCGCUUGCGCUAAGUGCACGAGAUCCAGUCAUCAUCGAGAGGAGUAACCUCGUUAAUAUCUCGAAAUUAAUCGUGAAGGAGCUGAUCGAAACGUCUUUGAAGUAUGGUCGAAUGCUCGACUCUGAUCAUAUGCCAUUGCAACAUUUCUUCAUCGUUCUUGAACACGUGCUUAGGCAUGGUUUGCGACCAAAGAAGGGUCUCCUUGGACCCAAGAAGGAGCUUUGGGAUAUUCUACAACUCGUUGAGAAAUAUUGCCCCGAAGCGCAGGACAUUACGUCCAGUAUUCGUGAUCUACCUACUGUUAGGACCGCCAUGGGUAGGGCGAGAGCAUGGUUGCGUAUGGCGUUAAUGCAGAAAAAGUUGGCGGAUUACUUAAAAGUUUUGAUCGAUCACAAAGAGGACAUACUGUCCGAGUAUUUCGAGCCUGAUGCUCUGAUGAUGAGCGAGGAGGCGAUCGUUAUAAUGGGCCUGUUGGUAGGUUUGAACGUGAUCGAUUGCAAUUUCUGCGUAAAGGAGGAAGACCUCGAUUGUCAACAAGGGGUGAUCGAUUUUUCAUUGUAUCUGCGGAACAGCAAUCAUAUACCUGGUGAAUCCCCAGACGACGAGCUGGAGAAUGACAACAUGACCACCGUGCUCGAUCAGAAAAAUUACAUCGAGGAGCUGAAUCGACACUUGAACGCGACUGUGACCAACCUUCAAGCUAAAGUGGAAUCAUUGACAACGACGAACGCUCUCAUGAAGGAGGAUCUCUCUAUCGCUAAAAAUAAUAUACUGUCCCUUCACGAGGAGAAUAGACAAUUGAAGAAAGAGUUGGGAAUCGAGAUCAAAGACACGAACGAGAAUGGGAAACCACCGAUCAAAAUCACUGAAACGACCACGGAAAUCGAGGAGUUGAGAAGUAGAUUAGAGGCUGAAAAGAAAAUGCGGCAGGAUGUAGAGAAGGAAUUAGAGUUGCAGAUGAGCAUGAAGUCGGAAAUGGAAGUGGCUAUGAAACUGUUGGAGAAAGAUAUUCACGAGAAACAAGACACGAUUAUAUCGUUACGGCGACAACUCGAUGAGAUCAAAUUAAUUAACUUGGAAAUGUAUAAAAAGCUACAGGAAUGUGAGCACGAACUAACGCAGAAAGGGGAAAUGGUGAGCCGGCUGCACGCGAAGACGAAUCAAAUAGGGAAGAUCCUGAAUAAUCUCGAGAAGUGCAACCACAUGAAAAAGGAGGUGGAGAAUAUUCGUAGCCCGACGACACCGAGCAGUGUAUCGAAAUCGAUUCUAAAUAAGACCAGUCCCACCUCGCCCAGAUGUUACACGUCCGCUGACAAUGCGGUCGAUUAUCAACAACAUCCCCAGUCCAAUAAUCAGCAACAAUCGGCUAACAAUCUACAAAAGUCGACUAAUAACCAGCAGCAAAUAUCAUCAUCCAUUAACCAUAAUCACCAACAAUCCAAUAACGUUCAACAAAAGUCUGUCGUUAAGCAAUUAGAUUCCCCUAAUAAUAACAAACAAACGAGGGUAGACGCUCAACAAAAUGGCGCCAAGUGCAAGGGUACGGCGAAGCCUGAUAAGAGAGAGCAGAGUAACGGUGAGGUUUCCGUGGGGGAAUCCGGAGAGGAACGAUCAACCGCAUAAA